Colletotrichum siamense is the source of this 960-nucleotide messenger RNA. It is a transcript of the gene THO3, whose product is annotated as THO complex subunit 3. Gene Ontology annotation, cellular component: THO complex part of transcription export complex. Gene Ontology annotation, biological process: mRNA export from nucleus. The coding region runs from base 1 to 960 and encodes 319 amino acids. The transcript is spliced from 6 exons. The record is from RefSeq and is a predicted model, not a curated record. Lineage: Eukaryota; Fungi; Ascomycota; Sordariomycetes; Glomerellales; Glomerellaceae. Gene Ontology annotation, molecular function: protein binding.
AUGCCUACCUAUCUGGCAGGACUGAAGAGUCAGCCCUACCAUGACCCAGGCUCAAGCUCGAGAGGACACAGCUUGCGAUCCAUUGCGUGGAGUCCUCUGGGCACGUUGAUCGCGACUGGAUCAUCAGACAAAACCCUGCGCGUCUGGAAUCCUGAGAAGCCAAACGUACGCUUCUCUACCGACUUGAAGGGCCACUCGGCCCCAAUUGAGAAAGUCGCUUUCAAUCCGGUUAAGGACGCCGAAUUAUGCAGUGUUAGCAAUGAUGGUGUUGUAAAGUUCUGGGAUGUUCGAUCAAAAACCUGCAUCAACGAGAUCAAGGGCCUGGGGGAUGCGUUCACCCUUGCGUGGGCACCUGAUGGCGAAUCUCUAGUUGUUGGUAACAAGACGGACAAUAUCUUCGUUCUGUCACCAACUCAAUCCACGCCCGUCGCAUCUCAUCAGCAGCCUGGCCAGACCAACCAAAUUGCCUUCUGCUGGAGCGGCAAGAAGAUCUUUCUCACAACCGGAGAGGGAAAAACCCGCAUCCUUACAUAUCCGGACUUCCAGCCUGCGUUCCAGCUCGACUACGGGACCGAGCCUCAAGAGUUUACACUCAGUGGUCAUACAUCUUCGUGUCUUUCAGCUGAGAUGCAGGCCACAGGGCGGUAUCUUGCCACAGGUGGUUCCGACUCCAUCAUAUCUCUCUGGGAUACAGCAGACUGGAUCUGCCAACGAACCAUCACAAGCAUGGUGGGCCCUGUGCGGUCUAUCAGCUUCACAUUUGACGGCAACUUCUUGGUCGGGGGUAGUGACGAGGGAUCCGGGCUAGACAUCAGGCAUGUCGAAUCCGGUGAUCAAGUGCAUACUCUCAAAACAGCCGGGCCAUGCCCAGUCGUGUCCUGGGCUCCGACUCGAUACUGCUUGGCUUACAGCGAUUUAGGGAUUCUCCGCAUCGUCGGUGUAGACGCCGAGAAGAAGUGA